AUGGAUGUGGAUUACACGAUACCAGUUGAUGACCCCUCUUUGCUUUGGCAAAGACCUAUUUAUAAAAAAAUUGAUCCUGCAGCAGAUUCAAUAGUCUUCCAACAAAUCGAGGCAGAUGAAUACAUGGAUUCGAUAGCGCACACACCUGUAGUUCGCUUUUAUGGAAUCACUGAGAUCGGGAACAGUGUUAUUUGCCAUGUUACUGGGUUCUUACCCUAUUUUUAUGUUCCUGCGCCAAUGGGCUUCAAGGUCGAGAAUAUCCCAACCUUCAAAACAGCACUCGAAAGGAAUAACAGCGUUGUUAAGGUCGAAUGGAAACUGAAAGAAUCUAUAUAUGGUUAUCAUGGGGGCGAACAGUCUCCUUUCCUUAAAAUUACACUUAAAGACCCCAAGAAUGUUCCUACGGCAAAGCGAGCCAUUGAGCGUGGGAUUAAAUGCCCAGGUUUUUCAGAUGGUAUUAAAACAACCUACGAAAGCAAUAUUGCUUACUUGCUGCGGUUCAUGAUUGAUUGCAAGAUUAAAGGUGCAAACUGGAUUGAGUUGCCCUCGGGUACUUAUCAAAUGCGGGAGGACUCGAAUUCGAAUGCACAGAUCAAUGUCGAAAUUAGCUAUGACAAGCUAAUCAGUCACCAGCCUGAAGGAGAUUGGUCUAAGAUUGCGCCCCUCAGGAUCAUGAGCUUUGAUAUUGAGUGUGCGGGCCGGAAAGGUAUAUUUCCUGAGCCCAAGAGUGAUCCAGUAAUCCAGAUUGCAUCUAUGAUUACUGUCCAGGGGGAGUCAAAGCCUUUUAUCCGGAAUGUCAUGGUCCUAAACACAUGUGCACAUAUUGUCGGGACUCACACUAUGUCUUUCGACCGAGAGGAAGAUCUGCUUGCUGCAUGGGCAGAUUUCGUCAGGAAGGUGGAUCCUGAUGUUGUAAUCGGAUAUAACACCUCAAAUUUCGACUUUCCAUAUCUGCUGGAUCGUGCUAAAUAUCUUGGCGUUAAUAAGUUCCCCUUCCUUGGUCGACUCAAUGAUAUCAGAACAGAGGCCAAAGAUACAAAAUUCUCAUCCAAAGCCUAUGGAAACCGUGAAAAUAAGGCCAUCAAUAUGGAGGGCCGUCUCCAGCUAGAUAUGCUUCAGGUUAUGCAGCGAGAUUAUAAGUUACGUUCCUAUACGCUUAAUGCUGUCUGUGCAGAAUUCUUGGGUGAACAAAAAGAAGACGUACAUCAUUCCAUCAUUACUGAGCUACAAAACGGAAAUGAAGAAACACGUCGGCGACUUGCAGUCUAUUGCUUAAAGGAUGCAUAUUUGCCGCAACGACUUAUGGAUAAGCUCAUGUGCCUAAUCAAUUACAUUGAAAUGGCAAGAGUUACAGGGGUUCCAUUCAAUUAUCUCCUCGCGCGUGGACAACAAAUUAAGGUCGUAUCACAGUUAUACCGCAAAGCGUUAGAAAAUGGAUUUGUUAUCCCUGCUAUUAACAGCCAAGGCAAUGAAGACCAAUAUGAAGGAGCCACUGUCAUCGAACCUCGCAAGGGCUAUUAUGAUGUCCCUAUCGCUACUCUGGAUUUCGCAUCCCUAUAUCCAUCCAUUAUGAUGGCUCACAAUCUUUGCUACACAACGUUACUGACCCCGGCUGUUAUCCAGAAAUUCAAUCUAGUCAAGGAUAUAGACUAUGUGGUGACACCAAACAACGAUGCGUUUGUUAAAGCGGAGAGACGCAAGGGGCUGCUACCAAUUAUUUUAACAGAUCUACUUGACGCUCGUAAGCGCGCCAAGGCGGAUCUUAAAAAAGAAACGGAUCCUUUUAAGCGUGCCGUAUUGGAUGGUCGUCAAUUAGCGUUGAAAAUCAGUGCUAAUUCCGUAUAUGGCUUUACUGGUGCUACUAUUGGAAAACUGCCUUGUCUUCAAAUCUCGUCUAGCGUCACUGCUUACGGACGUGUUAUGAUUGAAAGGACUAAGCAAGAAGUAGAGUCAAUAUUCACAGUGGAGAAUGGGUAUUCACACACAGCAGAGGUUAUUUACGGAGACACGGAUUCUGUAAUGGUGAAGUUUGGUGUUAAGGAAUUGGAACAAGCCAUGGAGUUGGGUCGACAGGCCGCAGAGCUUGUCACGGAGAAGUUUGAAAAGCCCAUCAAGCUAGAAUUUGAGAAGGUUUACUUCCCCUAUUUGUUAAUUAACAAAAAGCGAUAUGCAGGAUUGUACUGGACGCGUCCAGAGAAGUACGAUAAGAUGGAUACCAAAGGAAUUGAAACUGUUCGUCGCGAUAAUUGCCGCCUCGUUCAAAGUGUAAUUGACACUUGCCUUCGUAAAAUCCUAAUUGAUCGCGACGUAGUUGGAGCACAAGAAUAUACAAAGCAGAUCAUUGCAGACCUACUCCAAAACAAAAUUGAUAUGGCUCAGCUUGUGAUUACAAAGGCGCUCAGUAAAACAGACUAUGCAAAUAAACAGGCUCACGUUGAAUUAGCAGAGCGUAUGCGUCAACGUGAUGCAGGAUCAGCUCCAGGGCUGGGUGAUCGUGUAGCGUAUGUCAUUAUCAAAGGCGGCAAGGGCGUAGCUGCUUAUGAUAAAUCGGAGGAUCCGCUUUAUGUUCUGGAAAAGAACAUUCCCAUUGAUACCAAAUACUAUCUUGACAAUCAGUUAUCAAAGCCUUUGAUGCGAAUUUUUGAGCCUAUACUCGGAGACAAGGCAGAAUCCCUUUUGACUGGAGAUCAUACACGCACGAUCCAGGUCUCAACGCCUUCCAUCGGAGGAUUGAUGAAGUUUGCAGUGAAGACUGCAACGUGUCUCGGAUGUAAAACACCUCUUAAGAAAGACGAAUCAGCGGUCUGCUCUGGCUGCAAAAGUCGUGCUCCUGAGCUCUAUCAGAAGCAGCGGAAUAUUGUUAAUGAACUGGAGGUCCGAUUUUCAAGACUUUGGACACAGUGUCAGCGGUGUCAAGGGUCAUUGCAUCAAGAAGUGCUGUGCACAAGUAAGGAUUGUCCUAUUUUUUACAUGCGCAAAAAAGUACAGAAGGAAAUUCAAGACGGUACGGCCACAUUGGAUCGAUUUAUCGACUGGUAG
Molecule: messenger RNA, 3039 nt
Organism: Lobosporangium transversale
Lineage: Eukaryota; Fungi; Mortierellomycota; Mortierellomycetes; Mortierellales; Mortierellaceae
Product: DNA polymerase family B-domain-containing protein
Exons: 10
Coding region: 1-3039 (1012 amino acids)
Biological process (GO): DNA-templated DNA replication; DNA replication proofreading; nucleotide-excision repair, DNA gap filling
Cellular component (GO): delta DNA polymerase complex
Molecular function (GO): 3'-5'-DNA exonuclease activity; nucleotide binding; DNA binding
Source: RefSeq, a predicted model, not a curated record